UGAUUAGCGAUUAGGCAGAAAUUGAGUUUAAUUAACGUGGAAAGAAACCCACCUACACAUUUUUGGGGAGAAAUUUACUUGUAACAGAGAGAAAAUAGCCGUUUUGGUAGUUUUCGAGUUUCCUUCCCUCGACGGAUUCCGUUUCCGGGUCAUUUCCCCUUUCCAAAUUCCAAAUCCGAAGCUGAGCUCUGCGUACCUGACACGUCCUUUUUCACCGCUUAAACCCCUUCAAACAAGUUCAGGCGACGACGACGACGACCUCGUGGGUCCAGAAUACUGGCGCUCCACAGUCCUUCAAACUUCCGACCCCGAAUCUCUCCCUCUCUAUCAAAUCAGUAUAUAUACAUAUAUGUAUAUGUAUAUAUACACACACUGCGAUUGGCCAUGAAAUUUACCUUUGAUUUGAAGAACCAGCUCUAGAGAUAGACUAGAGAGGAUUCGACUACGAUGGGUGUUGUGGCCGAACAUUCCGAUCGCCAAACUAUCAGAGAUGUCAUCUGCCACGCCGGUGCUGGCGCCUCCGCUGGUGCUAUUGCGGCUACGUUUGUAUGCCCCUUGGAUGUCAUCAAGACUAGGCUGCAGGUCCAUGGCAUGCCUUCUGGGCAAAGAGGUAGUAUCAUUGUCACAAGCCUACAAAAAAUAUUAAAGACUGAAGGUGUGAAGGGGAUGUACCGGGGCCUUUCACCUACAAUUCUAGCGCUACUUCCAAACUGGGCAGUGUACUUCACAGUUUAUGAGCAACUCAAAGGCCUACUCCACACUCAUGGUUGGUUUUUCCAAAUGUGGCUUAAAAGUCUGUGUUUGUCUCUAAUUAUUUCUUAUGAAACGCCUGUUCAUGGCAUCGGAGAACUCACAAUUGGUGAAAAUAUGAUUGCUGCUGCUGGUGCCGGGGCUGCCACAGCCAUUUCAACAAAUCCAUUGUGGGUUGUUAAGACCAGACUUCAAACACAAGGAAUGAGGCCUGGUGUGAUUCCUUACAAAAGCAUGAGAUCUGCUUUCUCAAGGAUUGCAACUGAGGAAGGCUUGCGAGGUUUAUAUAGUGGGAUCUUGCCUUCGUUGGCUGGCAUAAGUCAUGUUGCAAUUCAAUUUCCUGCUUAUGAAAAGAUAAAGUCUUUCAUGGCAAAAAGGGAUAAUACAACUGUUGAUAAGUUACACCCUAGUAGAGUUGCCUUUGCUUCAUCAGUAUCAAAAGUAAUCGCUUCUGUAAUAACAUACCCUCACGAGGUUGUGCGCUCGAGGCUGCAAGAGCAAGGGCAGGCGAGACAUAUUGAACCCCAGUACGCAGGAGUUAUUGACUGUAUGAAGAAGGUGUUCCAAAAGGAAGGCCUUCGUGGAUUCUAUAAUGGUUGUGCUACUAAUCUACUAAGAACCACUCCUUCUGCCGUUAUUACAUUUACCAGCUACGAGAUGAUAGAUAGGUUCUUGCGGAGGGUUGUACUUACAGAAAACGAGCACUCAGGUGGCCACCCUAAGUCUGAUGGCCACGCCGAACCUCAGAAGGGAAAUGGAGGCACCGAGAGAGAGGGGAAUGACUCUGCAUUGCGGCAAGCACAAGCCCAAACAAAUCAGAGGACUCCACUUCCUCUUGGAAACAAAGACCCGCUAACGGCAAGACAUUGAAGGAAUCCACCCUUUUUUUGAAUUUACCAUUUGACUGUAAGAAAUUUUUCCAUUUGAAAGGGAAAAAAGUUAGUUCCCUUAUUGUAACCUUUCUUUCUUCGUUCAAAAUGUACGUCAUGAAAUUAGGUCUCGAGUAGUUUGUUUUGAGCUCUUUGAUGCAAAAAGUAUAGAUCCGAAAUGAUGUUGGAUUUGAAUCGGGUUGUAAUAAGAUAAGAAUUUGCAAAAGUUGUGCUUUUAUUUCCAACAGAGGAAGCUUGAGGUUUGGUGGUGUAAUAAAGCACGCCUUAUUCUUUGUC
This is a messenger RNA of Malus domestica (apple), 1916 nucleotides long. The record is from RefSeq and is a predicted model, not a curated record. NCBI's taxonomy places the organism in Eukaryota, Viridiplantae, Streptophyta, Magnoliopsida, Rosales, Rosaceae.